Trichoplax adhaerens is the source of this 426-nucleotide messenger RNA. RefSeq lists its product as uncharacterized. Bases 1 to 426 code for a protein of 141 amino acids. Gene Ontology annotation, cellular component: endoplasmic reticulum membrane; junctional membrane complex; plasma membrane. Lineage: Eukaryota; Metazoa; Placozoa; Uniplacotomia; Trichoplacea; Trichoplacidae. The transcript has a single exon. The record is from RefSeq and is a predicted model, not a curated record.
AUGGCACCGAAAAAAAGGAUAAGUGCAAUCACUAUCGGUAGAUAUAAUUUUAGUGACGGCAGUUAUUAUUGUGGACAAUGGGAUGAGCAACGCUUAGCACAAGGAUUUGGAUGUUGGACUGGAUUGGAAAUGAAAGGAAAAUUUGAAGGAUAUUACAAAGAUGGUCUCGAAAUAACCGGAGCUUACACGUGGCCUAGUGGUGAAAUUUAUAGCGGUCAGUGGCUUUAUGGUCAACGACAUGGUUCUGGCAUACAAAAGUAUAAAACAAGUAUCUAUGCUGGCUGUUGGAAUCAAGGAAAACGAGAUUAUCUAGGAGCGAUUUGGAAUCGAUGUGGAUCCAUUUACUUUGGUACAUGGCAAGAUGGUGAAAAAACAGGAUAUGGUACUGAAGCUUAUUUAGAUGGUAAGAUGGACAGGCUAAAAUAG